AUGGUUGAGUCCGAUGAUCCUGCCAUCCAGCCUUCGCAGAGAGAGUUGAAGCGGGCAGAAAAGCGUGGCAAGGCCAUUUGCCAGUUGCACGACGUCACCAAUCUGCGAUGGCAGAACACGCACAGAAGUGCCAAGAAGCAAAUCAAGCAGGGGCAUUGGCAGCGCUUCCUUCAGCAUCGUGGUGGCAUCCCUUCCGAGGAGGUCACGUCCUGCCCGGAAUGCGUGACUUUGCUCAAGGAGACAGGCGAAGAUCGAGCAGAGGACAUGCAGCUCCCGGAUCGCUAUGCCAUUCCCAACAAUGGGAAAACAAAGCGCGGCCGGCCCAAGAAGGGUGAAGAACGUAAGAUGGACUGGAAAGCUUGGCUAGUACAACAUCGCCCAAAUGAAUACGAGAUUUUUACAAAGGACGUAGUGGUCAAGAGCCGGCAAAAGGGUACUACAAAGCAGGAAAAAGAUGUUCCUCAUCUGCGAUGUAUUCGGUGUGGCGGCGAGUUCAGGGUGCAGCGUGACACCAACAUGAUUGCGCUGCAUGUCCACGAGAGCAGCAAAAUGCACCAGAAGUCCAUGGGCCCGGAGGCCUGUCUGGCGCCUGUUCCCGUUCCAAUUUCACACCCAUGCACAGGAAUCAACCUCAUGGACAAAGAUCAGACGAAUCCAGACUCAUUGUGUGGCCAGAUGAGGGACGGCUUUUUGCAUUGGGCCUGCCUUAACUGCCCAGACUUGACCAACAACAAGGCCACCAUGUCGAUUGAGGUCCGUCUCACGGACCAGCAGGGUGUCAUCCUUCAAGACAAGCAGUGCCAAGAGAAGGGGCACAAGAUUGAAGGGGACAAAGCUGCGUGUCAGCGUUGCAAGCGGUUGCCAGAUGUUCUGUCCCUCGCGCAGGGUGUCGCGAAGAUGUUGUACAGGAUUUCCCUGGUUGACCUCAUGACGCUGUCAAUGCAAAACAAUCGGCAGGCGAUGAAGGAUUUCUGGCAAGGCGUUCGCAAAUCGCCCUGGUGCCGUUUUGCUCCUUACGACAUGGAUGCGGAGAUGGCGGACAUGUCGUUUCAACAGCUUUUCCGCAGGUGCCAGCAGGUGGUUCAAGGAGUCGACAAAUCCCUCCGGAACGCGGCCUUCCACGCCUGGGUUUCUAAUCGGAUGAGUUGGAUAACGCCAGGCAGCCUUCCAGAUCCAGAAGUUGCAAGCUCAGUCGAGAAUUGUGCCAUGGAGCUGGUGAACGACAAGUCAGUCCUGGACGGGAAACUUGCGCAAAUGGUGAAGUCUGGGGUCCUCGAAGCAGAUCCUGCAGCCCGGGUACUGGUUGCGGCCUUGGUUCAAAAGGCUGAUCGCAUCAGCAGAGGCCUGAAGCGAACAGGGUCAUCCUCCGUUGACGGUGUGGAUGAGCAUUUGCUGCAACAGGUGCUGUUCCGUCUUUACCGGGGCAUGUCAAAGAAGGAAGCCCUACAAACAUUCGGCAUUUCCAAGAAUGCGGUUUCUGCAAAACGGAUGCUUCAGCUCGACUUCCUGCCAAGUUUUUUCUGCCCCAGUGCAGAUGUCCUCCAGAGCAAUAGUUCGAGUGUGCUCGGUCACCUACGCGUCCUUGACACACGCCACUAUGCACUGCUGUGGGACGAUACUGUGUUCGCCCAGGAUUACUCCUUGAUGUAUGGACUACGUGAGACUCCAAUCAUCAUCGGUGGGGCGCACCCUGAUGCCUCAUGCGUCUUGCCACUCAGCGAUGGCAGCCUCCCAGAGCUGCGCAAGGAGUCUCUGGCGCAGGUGUGCCUUUCUUUCCUCGUGAAACGUCUGGACAGAAGGGAUGGGACAUUUGACGUGAGGAUGGUACCGAGACGUCUCAAGCAGAUCACAGGGCAGGCACAGCUGCAGAUGUGCGGCGAAACCUUGUUGGCUCUGGCGGAGAGCAACGGCGACAAGCCGCCACUGAUUGUGGCAUUUGACAACCAUCCCGGGCACAAUCUCGUGAAUUGCACCCUACUUGGAGUUCAUUCUGAUCUUGCAGGUGUGCCGUUCUUUGAGAAAGGGGAGGUCCUGUCACAUCCCCUGAUCUUUCCAGUCGCAGGCUACUUCAUCUGCUUGUUGACAGUGGCUCACGCAGCUGGCGAGGCUGGUCAAAACUGGGACCGACUGGCAUUGGCCAAGCCCACGUGCCGGAACUUGAUCAGUCUGGCAGUGCAUGGAAUCUUGCGGGUGGCGUGGUGGCCGUCAACACUGCAAGCCCCGUUUGAACCCCAGUGGGCCCAAGAAGAUGCAGCUGAGCAUCACUUCUCCAGAACGAAGCGUGGUGCAGCUGGCGCGGCUUCUCUGAGCCAUGGGAUUUGGGGCACGGUUCGGGAACACUUGGAAAACUUCCAUCGAGGCUUCGAGGAUCGAGAGGUCCGCACUUUCGAGGGCAUGUCGCAAGAGGAAUGCAUCCAAUUGUCCAGGAAAGCGCUUCAUGGAGCCCUUGAGUUCUUCAGUAUGUGCAGCCUCCGUUUGAGCGUUGAGCAAGCGUACGCAAUGCUGAAAACGUGGUGGGAUGAGGGAGCUGGGACAUGUCCGGAUUCCUCGCCUGCGCAUGCCGAGCUGGAUGAGCAGGAUGAGUACUUGUUGGACAUGGAAGUUGACGAGACCGAUCCAAUGGCAUCAUCAGACCAGCCGCUGGAAGACUUGCUUGCCGCUGUCGAAUCUGAGACAGAUGUCUACAAGCAGGUCGUGCUUUUGACGGAGAAGACGUUGAAAGCCAAGGAGACAGCGACUGAGCAGCAGGGCGGGAAGAAGUCCAACGAGCAAGCUGUUGACAGGCCUGUCUUCAAGAAGAAAGAGCCCGAGACACCAAUGCCUUUGACCUUGCUCCAUAUUAUGGAGAUGGCAUGUGGAGACAAAGCUGCGGUUGCGCUCAAGAACGACACCGACGCUUCCUGCAUCGCAAGAGUAAAGCAGCUCUUCCCUCAAAUGCAAGCCUUCGUCAGGAUGGUCCGGGAGGAGGAGGGCUUCGUCUCGCGAAAGUCGCUGGAAACAUCAACGGACGAGAUCAAGAACGAGCACAACCUCCUGCAGCGACGUUUGGCCCAGGCGCGCCAGGAAUUCGAUUUGAACAGCUCACGCAGCUCUCGCAUGCAACUAUGGACAACCUUUUCGGGUACAUGUGUGAAAGCCAUAGCCCAGGGUCCUGAGGAGGAAAUGGGGCCCGUGGCUCGUGUGCCGCAGGCGUUCAAGCCGUCCUGCGUCAUGCAGCCAGACAAGAUAACUCGGCAGUAUCAAGUUCUGUGUGCAAGGAGCUGCACUGAUGACAAGCUGCGGCUGGUGUUUGUCCAAGGUGUCUUUCGAGGUGCCGUGAUCAAGAAAAGCAAGGAGGGUACACGCGCAAUGCGGGCAACAAAGCCUCACUAUGAUGUGCUACCAGCUGGCGCGUGCUCCUGUGUGCAGGGAUCCAUCCUCAUCCCCGGCAGUGAUGCUGGCGUCUUUUAUGCCAGCAAUGCUUCCCCUUUGCUGUCCUUUGAGGUUGGCGGAGCAGAGCAUCAAAUCUUGUACGAAGUCCCCUCCUCAAACUACACCUGCAAGCAAGAGGAUUGGCGGCUUGUGCUGACGUUCACACCCAAGGUUGUCGAUGCCCUCCUCGACCUCAAAAAGGUCAUCCCUGACCUAGAUGCCCAGAUUGCAGGAACCGUGGUGAAAAAAGCCAAGCAGGACGACCCAUAUGGAAAGGCAUUCACCUUUGCUUCAUUCAGCAACUCCGAACGUGGCCGCUGCAGCAUGAAAGAGUAUAUGAACGUGAUGCGGGCGAGGUACGAGCGCCUGAAAGGCGCGGCCUUAGUCGACAAAAACGGCCUUUUGACUGCUGA
Symbiodinium pilosum is the source of this 3824-nucleotide messenger RNA. Lineage: Eukaryota; Dinophyceae; Suessiales; Symbiodiniaceae. The record is from the annotation of a GenBank genome assembly.